Molecule: messenger RNA, 1060 nt
Organism: Brassica rapa (field mustard)
Lineage: Eukaryota; Viridiplantae; Streptophyta; Magnoliopsida; Brassicales; Brassicaceae
Source: RefSeq, a predicted model, not a curated record
AAUAGAGAAGACCUCGCCGAAAGACGCCGCAGGAAAUCGCGUCUUCUGGAAGAAAAUAUUUGAUUUUUUAUCUGCUCGUAACUUGCAACUUGCUAGCACCGUCGCGUCGAGUUCCAAUGGCAUCUCUCCACUCCCUCGCCGCCGUUUCUGUAAUCGACACUAAAGGAACAGCACAUACUUGGUCUUGUUCAUCAACUCUCCGCCCUUUUUCAUCUCUACGAUUUAAACCCAGCGAGCUCUCAAUAUUCCCAAACCAUCGCAAAGGCAAAGGGGGAGCAAUAAAGGCGCAGUCGAAAGAAGCAAGUCUUCCUGUGGGAGAGGGAGAUGCAUUAACUAGUAUCAAGCAUCUUCUCCUGCCUGUGAUUGAUCGCAAUCCUUAUCUCUCUGAAGGCACCCGACAGGCUGCUGCUACAACAACUAGUUUGGCAAACAAGUAUGGAGCUGAUAUCACUGUUGUAGUCAUAGAUGAAGAAAAAAGAGAGUCUUCUUCGGAGCACGAGACUCAAGUAUCCAACAUCCGGUGGCAUCUAGCACAAGGUGGUUUCGAGGAGUUCAAGCUGUUGGAGAGGCUUGGGGAAGGGAAAAAGGCGACGGCCGUUAUAGGAGAGGUGGCGGAUGAGCUCGGGACGGAGCUGGUAGUGUUGAGCAUGGAAGCCAUCCACUCCAAGUUCAUCGACGCCAAUUUGCUCGCUGAGUUCAUCCCCUGCCCCGUCCUCCUCUUGCCCUUAUGAAUUAUUAUUAUUAUUCCUUAACCAUGCCAAAUAUUUGCUGUCUUGUCUCUUCUCGUACGCUUCCUUGAAUCCUUCUUUUUUUUUUUCCAUGUAUUGUCUCCGUGGAAGAAACUAGAGAGAGUGGGUCGAAAUGUGAAAUGCACAUCUUCUGUAUGUUUUUUAUUGUGAUGGUUCUGUGUGCCCGUUGUGGUUGUUCUUCGUAAGCCAUAGUCCGUCAUAACUUAGUUACUCACUCUAGUUAUUAGGACAAAAGGUCUCCUUAUAAUGACAAAUUUGCUGGCUGGCACGAAUGUAAACUGGAUGUUUGGUUUCAGAUAAUAUUCAUUUUA